GGCCAGGCUCUUGUCCCUUGUUUGUUCCCUUGUUUCGUCGACUCUGCAGGCAUUCCUGGCCUCCCUGUGACCAGGCUCCCGCUUGUACCCAGCCCGGCCUUCCUGCACUUUCUCUCCAGUUCUUCUACGCCUCCUUCCCUCCCCCGGCCCUGUUGGAAAUUUGAACCUCGACCGCCUGCUCUCAUGUUAUCCGCCGCCGAUCACCUCUUGACGAGCCAUGGCGGAGUUGGAUCUUCCUCCACAGCGUCGGUCUUCAUCGCAGACGUCCUCCUCCUCCCGCCGCAGCGCCCACAGAACUAAACCACGGCCGCAGAAACGCCAUUCCGCCUCCUCCAACGCAACCACGACCGACCUCACCUCUUUCCCUUCCCUGUCUCCCGACCGCUCUCCCGAGGGCUUUUUCGGCCAGCCCGCGUUGAACAGCGCGUUGGCUAACGCUUUGCUCGAGGAGGAAGACGACGGCGAUGAUAACACCUCCGUUGCAGCGGGGGUGGCCGGGGCCGUGGUAGGAGGAGGAGGUGCCGGAGGCACCUCCUCCACCUCUACCGCCGAAGACAGCGGCAGCGAGGUUGCCCGUGGCCGACGGGUCACUCUGGCCCGGCUGACAACCACCCGGCCAUCGGCGUCUGGGCGAGCGGCCCUGUUCGACGAUGUGGUGACCCCGCGUGAUAUGCCCGGUGCCCUGCAUCUGGCCGACGACGCGCACAUCCAGCGGCUGCUUGCCUCGACGGGCCCCGUCAAGCUGGUGAGACAGUUUGCCCGUGAUCUGGCCCUGCGGGACGCUGAGAUCUCUGCCCUGCGGCAGCGGGCGGAUGCAAGGGAGCGGGAGCUGAAACGGAUGCUGCGCGAGGUGGCGGUCUCGCAUCAGGACAUUGAACGACGGCUGUACGCGCUCGAGAAUUCCCGCACCGACCACUCGAACAAAUCCUCUGCAGGUGAACAUGGGGAUGCGUCGGAAGGAAUACCGGAUCGACAUCAUCGGCACAGCGGCAUCAAUGGCCUCAUGAAGCAGGCGAUGGCGGACGAGGUGGGCUCGGCUGGCUCGCAGAUGAUAUACGACGACUCGGACCCGCAGCAGGCGACGAUCCGGGCACAGCAGCGGCUGGUCGACGGCGAUCCCCGGUCGCGUACCUCGAGUGUCGAUUCCCGUGCGAAACGCCAGGGUUCCAUCCGCGGGUGGGGGGAUUACCUCUUCGGCAGCGUUUCAGCCAGCCGCAAGACCAGCCGCGCCAGCAGUGUGAAGAGCGAUGCGGGAGAUGCGGAUGAAUACCAGCGCUAUUCUCGACAGUCGGGCAACCGCCGUAAAGCGCUCGACGACCAGCUGUUCCAGCCGCCGCCCCAGGACGGCCUCACGGCAGGCGAUGCCGCCAAGGAACGGCUGGCCAAAGCCACGAAUGGCGACGACGCCAGCAUCCAUUCGCGCAAGUCUUCGAGAUCCUUCACCUCGUGGACAGUGAAGCUGUUUGCCGGCGGCUCCUCGUCCUCCCAGCAGGGCAGCAAGGAUGACACCAUUCGCAGCCGAGCCUCGUCUACGGGGCAAAACGGCGACUCCAAUACCAAUACUACUACUAACAAGCCGGCUACGCUGUCUGCCAAUUCCAAGAGCGGUCUGUCCGCCAUCGCAGCGCUGAAACGGAUCAACAGCAGUGCCAGCAUCCAUAGCAAGCCCACAUCCGGCGGUCCGGCAGCUGUCAGCAGCGGCGCGGCCACGCGAGGCAACACACCUGGAAAUCGCCGAGUCACUGCCUCGUCAGUUUCUCAACCGGGCAGUGGCGGCACCGAGACCGUCCCCAAGAACCCGACGAACCUGGGGCCCGUCGAAAUGGACGCUAUCCUGCCGAUGGAGUCGCGGCCGCCCACAUUAAACGUUUACAACAGCAGCGUCCACCAAUUCGGCGAGUUGCUGACGGACCGCUUCGGCUUCAUCUAUGACCAGCGGCGCAAACGCAGACAGCGUGAAGCGGCGGUCAACCGCACCCCCGCCCACCGGCUGAGCGUCGCGGAGACGCUCAGCACCUUUCGAGGCGAAACACCCGAUGGUGACGAAGACGAUCUGAACCUCAAGAUGCCCAUCACAACGGUUGUUGCGGUUGGGACGUCCAACACCGACGACCCGGAUAACAAUACCGCCCCGCCCAAGCGCUGGCAAGAUUACCUCAAAAUCUCCACCCGGGCGACCGAGCUGCUGUCCCAUACGCCCUCUGCCGGGCCAAUUGUCUCUCUUACCACCUCCGGGGAAGGGGGUACGCCUCGUGGUGUGUUGGGAGUAGCGGUCGACAAGGGCGGCACCGUCUCUGUCAACCCGACAGGCCCUCCCCCAGCAUCAACAUCGACAGUUGUCGCGGAUAACCCCGAAUUUGCAGGGAUCUCCAGUGAGGAGCCUGCCACGAUUGCCCCCACCUCCACUACGAUAUUUAGCACAAAUUCAAGUGAACAGGAACCGGUGAGGCUGUUGCUAGAGCAGCUGACGGAACUGCAUGAUGCCCUGCAACGAGAGCGCACGGUGCGAUGGAACGAGUUCCUGCGCAAGGUGCGUGCAGAGCGACGCAAGGAAGGCGAAGCGGCGGCGGCAGCCGCGGCGGCCUCAGACCGGCCGUUGCCGAGGUCGAUCGAUAUGCCCGAGGUUUCCCUGGCGGACGGGGAGAUGGUGGGCAUCUCGGGACUGGGGAACAAGGGCAAGGUCGGGCGAGCCAAGUGGCGGGAGUUCCGGAUGCUUGUGCUGGGAGGAAUCCCCGUCGCACUGCGAGCGAAGAUCUGGUCCGAGUGCAGCGGGGCGUCUGCGAUGCGAAUCCCCGGGUACUAUGAAGAGCUGGUGCGUGGGGAGACGGGCGCCGAACCGGACGGGUCGGUACGGGCGCAGAUCGAUAUGGACAUCUACCGCACGCUGACGGACAACGUCUUCUUCCGCAAGGGGCCCGGGGUGGCGAAGCUGCAGGAGGUGCUGCUGGCGUAUUCGCGGCGGAACCCGGAAGUAGGCUACUGCCAGGGGAUGAACCUGAUCGCCGCCUCGCUGCUGCUCAUCACCCCGACGGCCGAGGACGCCUUCUGGCUGCUGGCUUCCAUGAUCGAGGUCAUCCUGCCGCAGCACUACUACGACCACGGCCUGCUGGCUUCGCGCGCCGACCAGGUCGUCCUACGCCAGUACAUCGCCCAGGUGCUGCCGCGGCUGUCUGCUCAUCUGGACUCGCUGGGCAUCGAGCUCGAGGCCCUGACCUUCCAGUGGUUCUUGUCCGUCUUCACCGACUGUCUUUCGGCCGAGGCUUUGUAUCGUGUCUGGGAUGUUGUCUUCUGUUUGAAUGCCAGCACAGUCGCGGAUUCUGCCAGUACCACUACUACUGCUGCUCCUGCUCCUGCUACUACUACUACUACUACUACUACUACUACUACUUCUACUCCGGCUCCCACUACUACCAAUACUCCCGCUACCCCUACCCCUACCGCUACCGCUACUGUUGCUGCUACCACCGAUGCAUCCGGCAGCGGCGGCAGCAUCUUCCUCUUCCAGGUUGCCCUGGCCCUGCUGAAGCUGAACGAACAGCAACUGUUGACCAGCUGUUCGACUCCCGCCGCCCUGUACACGUACAUCAACCACCAGAUGACCAACCAUGCGAUCAGCAUCGACGGGCUGAUCCAGGCCAGCGAGGCGCUGCGCAACGUCGUGCGCCGCGAGGAGGUCAUCGCGCGACGAGCCGUCGCCUUGCACGAGAUGCAGUCAUGACUGUAACUGUUUCUCUCUCUCUCUCUCUCUCUCUCUCUCAUUGUAUUCUUCUUGAUACCCAUGGCGUACUUCCAGGGAUUAGACUAUCUAGACACUCAUUAGAUUUCAUAUCGUAUUGAAUACUGUUUAAUAUAUCCUAAUCCUAAUACAGUUCCC
This is a messenger RNA of Penicilliopsis zonata CBS 506.65, 3874 nucleotides long. RefSeq lists its product as hypothetical. Bases 218 to 3718 code for a protein of 1166 amino acids. NCBI's taxonomy places the organism in Eukaryota, Fungi, Ascomycota, Eurotiomycetes, Eurotiales, Aspergillaceae. The record is from RefSeq and is a predicted model, not a curated record. The transcript has a single exon.